Ambispora leptoticha is the source of this 921-nucleotide messenger RNA. The record is from the annotation of a GenBank genome assembly. Lineage: Eukaryota; Fungi; Glomeromycota; Glomeromycetes; Archaeosporales; Ambisporaceae.
AUGUUACUUGGACCAACGCGUCCACUAUGUCUCGCUACGAAUCAACUGAUAAUGACAGCUACCACCAAAACCACUAGAAAUACCCUUGGAAUUUAUAUUUGGUUCAGAGGCAGCCGGUUAGAGUCGACGCAAACUCAAAAAAGGGAAUGGCCGCCAAAACCGUUAGGGAUUAAACCGCCGCGAUCCUUAAUGAAACACCCGCAAGUACUUCCACCAACCAAACUACUGCCACGAAAGAAACAAGGUCCGUAUCUUCGCGCGAAAAACAAAGAAAUGUGGAGGAAAAAAGCAAUAGCGGCAGAACGCGCCAAAGAACGAGAAAAAGCGCGAGUUCCCCGCCUUGGUCCACGAUUCCCGAAAAAGAAAGUACCGUAUAAUCCACGAGUAAAUACAAAUAUUGGGGUUCCACAUUCCGCGAUUCUGAGAGCACCACGCCGAGGAUACUCACCAAAACAAAAAAUUCCGGAAAAAGCAUUGAAUUAUUAUCAGCGUAAAUUGGAACGAAUAUUAGAAGUGCAAAAAAUGGAAAAGAAGCAAGAAGAAAAUCCAAAGUUGGUUUUAGCUGCUGCACAAAAACGAAGCUCAUCAAAAAGUUCACCUAUACUUUUGGAUAACCCACUUCAAGAUUUCCCACCAAUGAGUAUCGAGGAUCAAGUUCUAGAUUACCCACCAAUGAAUAUCAACGGGCAAAUUCUUUAUGGUCCUCCACCAGCCAUAUAUGGCAUUUCAAGCUCCCGUAUAAAACAUCAACAAAUAUUCCCCCCGGAUCCACCACCAAAUCUUGACGUUGAUCGGCCCAAGGUUAAAUACCCGUAUUUUGUUCAACGGACAAAGUAUAAUAUGAUACCCGUGUAUACCGAUAUAAAAAAUGGGCGUUCACGAGUUCUGACUAUUGUACGGCGAAUCGAGGGAAAUAUUAAG